GUCAUUUUGGUAAACAUCUAUUACAUCACUAAAUCUAAUUGUGUUACUAUUUUUGGUUCUGUGGAUGGUGCGGCUCUCUCAGUUUCUCCUUUUCUGAGUGACAAUUUUAAUUGACCGCCAAAAAUUGAACCAGCACUGUGGAUGACUUUCAAACAGCCAUACCUUGUUAUUACUAUUACUAUAUAUAUCAACCCAUCCCCAUCCAUCAUUCGUCAUAUAUAUUGACUUGCUACUCCUUUCCCUUAUACUUCAUUCUGUUUAACGCUGAUUUAGUUGGUUUAUCCUUUACUUGAAAUAUUCAUACUGUUGCUCGUCUGACCAAAAGACAAGGUAAAGACGUGACAAAAUAGAUAACUCAUCAUGGAUAAGGACGAGUCAGACUAUCACGAGGUUAGUCUUAAUGAAAAGAUAAGAUCUAAUCCUUCUAAGAGAUCGAGAUGGUCAUUAUAUAACUUUAAGAACUUUAUAAUAAGUGGAACUUUACUCGUAUUAUUGAUAUGGGGUACUUCUUUCUUAUUAGUUGCUAUAGAAAACUUUAAGAUUCCUCAAAUUACAAAUGCAAGAAUACAACAAUACUUAAAAGCAAAUGGUGAUUCAUCCUCUUCAUUACCCAAAUAUACCUUUAAACCAUUUGAUGUUAGUGAUAGUAAUAAAUUCGCCUUGAAUUUUACGGCUGUUAGAGAUGGGAAAUUCAGACCUAAUUUUAAAUCAUUACAAUGGAUUACUGAACCUCUGUCUAUUUUCGAUGAUAAGGGUACUUAUCUUUUACAAGAUGAAAUAGAUGGAGAAACCAAAUACCUUAUAAGAUCGAUUAUUGAUGAAGAUUAUCAAAUUUCUUUAUUUAAUGGUUCAGUAUUUAACCAUCAUGGAAUUAAUUAUACUAUUGAUAAUCUUAAUUCUUCUCCAGAUUUAACUAAAGCCAUCUUAAGAACUAAUACCACUCAUAACUGGAGACAUUCCACCUUUGCAUUAUACUGGUUGUUGGAUAUCAAAGGAGGUGGUUCAAUAGUUCCAAUUAUGGAUACUACUCAAAAAUUAGCCGUUACAUCAUGGUCCCCUGAUUCAAACCAUUUAGCUUAUAUUCUUGAAAAUAACGUCUAUAUUAAGAAUAUUAUAUCAGAUGAAGUUACUCAAGUAACUACUGAUGGUAGUAUUCAAGUUUUCAAUGGUAAACCAGAUUGGGUUUAUGAAGAAGAAGUAUUUGGUGAUGAUAUUGUAUUAUGGUGGUCUCCUAAUGGAGAUAAGUUCACCUUCUUAAAGUCAAAUGAUACAGAAGUUCCAGAAUUCACUAUUCCUUAUUAUGUUCAAGAAGGUCAUGAUGAUUAUCCUGAAGUAAUUAAAAUUAAAUAUCCAAAAGCAGGAUAUCCUAAUCCAAUCGUUGAUUUAGUUAUUUAUGAUUUGAAAUCAAAUAAACAAGAAGUCUUACAAUUGGAAUCCGAUAAUAUCACUCCAGAUAAUAGAUUAAUAACUGAAGUUGUUUGGGUUGGUGGUUCAGUAUUAGUUAAAACUUCAAAUAGAGCUAGUGAUUUAUUAGAAAUAUUCUUAGUUGAUAGUGAAUCUAAUUCUUACAAGUUAAUUAGAACUCUUACUGCUGAAAAGAGUUGGUUUGAAAUCACAUCGAAUACAUUUUUUGUUCCAAAGAAUGAAUCAUUAGGUAUUAAUGAAGAUGGAUAUAUUGAUACUGUGGUUGAUGGUGGUUAUAAUCAUUUAGCUUAUUUUUCCCCACCAAAUAAUCCAAACGGUAGAUUAUUAACCAAAGGCCAAUGGGAAGUUCUUGGUGGAGUUAAAUCAUUUGAUUAUACCACUAAUGAAGUUUAUUUCAUAAGUACUUUGAAAUCAUCAGUUGAAAGACAUAUAUAUUCAGUUAAUUUAUUUGAUGCUACCAAAGAUUUAGAAAAUUUACCAGUUAUUAAAAGCUUAACCACUGGUGAAGGUUGGUAUUCAGGAUCAUUUUCAUCGGGCUCGAGAUAUCUUUUAUUAACUUAUGCUGGCCCUGAAGUUCCAUAUCAAAAAUUAACUGAUCUUAAAUCGUCACAAGAUAUUAAAACGAUUGAAUCCAAUCAACAAAUCAUUGAUAACUUAGAAGAUUACAUUGUUCCUAAAGUUGAAUAUAAAGUUAUUACUUUAACUGAUAAAGAUAGUGGUGAAGAAUUCAAAGUUAAUGCUGUCGAAACAUAUCCAUUAAAUUUUGAUGAAAAUUAUGAAUAUCCCGUAUUAUUCUUUGUUUAUGGUGGGCCAGGUUCACAAACAGUGACUAAAACCUUUGAUAUAAGUUUCAGUGCAGUUGUAGCUGCAGAGUUGAAUGCGGUAGUGGUUACUGUUGAUGGUAGAGGUACUGGAUUUAAUAAUCAUAAUGCUGAUUUAGGAUCUGAUUUUAAGUUUAUUGUUCGUGAUAGAUUAGGACAAUUUGAACCUAAAGAUCAAAUCGCUGCUGCUAAACUUUAUGCUAAGAAGAGUUAUGUUGAUGCUAGUAGAAUAGCUAUUUGGGGUUGGUCAUAUGGAGGAUUUUUAACCUUAAAAACAUUAGAAACUGAUUAUGAAGAUUCUAUAUUUUCUUAUGGUGUUUCGAUUGCACCAGUUACGAAAUGGAAAUUCUAUGAUUCGAUUUAUACGGAAAGAUAUUUAAGAACUCCACAAGAGAAUCCUGAAGGUUAUCAAAUAGCAUCUAUUCAUAAUGUAACUAAUUUCCAACAUGUAAAGAAAUUCUUCAUUGGGCAUGGAAGUGGUGAUGACAAUGUCCAUGUUCAAAACACUUUAAAAUUAAUUGAUGAUUUUAAUGUGGGUGAUAUUGAGAAUUUUGAAUUUAUGAUCUUCCCUGAUAGUGAUCAUUCUAUAAGAUAUCAUAAUGGGAAUAAGAUUGUUUAUGAUAGAAUCUUAAAUUUCCUUAAGAGAGCCUUUUCUGGUGAAUUUAUAUGAGAUUCCUAGUUGUAUCUUCAUACGUUUGUAACAUUAUAUACCCAGUAAUAAAAGACAUAUAAUAAUUUAGAGUUAACUCGUCCCAAUUAGGAAGUCUAGCUCCCUAUAUACACUCCGUCCCAAUCCGGUAACUAUCAACACGUGAG
Messenger RNA from Scheffersomyces coipomensis, 3062 nucleotides. It is a transcript of the gene DAP2, whose product is annotated as Dap2p. Bases 361 to 2916 code for a protein of 851 amino acids. The transcript has a single exon. The record is from RefSeq and is a predicted model, not a curated record. Gene Ontology annotation, molecular function: dipeptidyl-peptidase activity; serine-type endopeptidase activity. Lineage: Eukaryota; Fungi; Ascomycota; Pichiomycetes; Serinales; Debaryomycetaceae. Gene Ontology annotation, cellular component: plasma membrane. Gene Ontology annotation, biological process: proteolysis.